This is a messenger RNA of Cylicocyclus nassatus, 1004 nucleotides long. Lineage: Eukaryota; Metazoa; Nematoda; Chromadorea; Rhabditida; Strongylidae. The record is from the annotation of a GenBank genome assembly.
GAUUCCUCACUCCCAACAAUUUCAAAUUUUUCAUGACUUGUUGUUGAGUCAUGAGUGAAAUCGAAGCGGCGCUGUUCGCAGUGUACAAAGAAUUCAAAAACAUCACAUCAGCUCUCUCAUGUCUCUUCUCCUGAUCUACAUCAUCACAGUAUCAACUGCUGUGGUGCCUUGCGAAAUUUGUUGUGAGGGAGGAAAACAAACAGAAGAGGUACGGAAGAAAUUUCUGGAUCUCCACAAUGAAUUCAGGUCGAGGCUGGCGAGAGGUUUGGAGAAAAAUGUAAAACUAUACAACAAAACCUCUUUGAGCGCUUCUGCAAUGAUGAAAAUGAAAUAUGACUGCACAGCUGAGAGGCUUGCCCAGAAAGCUGCUGACAAGUGCAGAAAUGAACAUACACGAUGCGCAGAACUUGAAGGGUAUAAUGAGAAUAGGGCAAGAGUUAUGGGAACCAAACUUGAUCCAUUGUUUGCUGCCGAACGAGCGCUGACGGCUUGGUGGAAAGAAUUUGCUAAACAUGGAAGUCACUGGAACAACAUCUACACUAAAGAAAUGCUAGCGGAAGGAAAAAUGCAACACUAUGUUCAGAUGGCUUGGUCGCGAACGACUCAUGUUGGAUGUGCAGUUAAAAACUGUCGGAUUAGUUCGAUGGUCUUCUGUCGCUACAAACCCGGGGGUAGACGACUAAACGAAGUCAUCUACGAAGUUGGUGACACCUGCUCAGCCUGUCCUAAUGGGACGACUUGUGAAAAGGAUACAGGGCUCUGCGCUUGAGCAAAGUUCUCUCUAUCUGAGAACUCACUUCUCAAACGUUUCCGUCACUAUGUUUGCAAAUGCAUUUACAUUUUAACAUUUCACUUAGUGUAUUUACUGUUUCACACUUGUAAUUUUGUAAUUAUUCUAGGAACAUGAGAUCAUAUAGCUAUUAUUUUGCUAAUAGUUUUGGCCAGUUUUAUGCGCGAAUUGGUAUAACUCUCAACAUUACGCUUGCCAUUUGAUAAAAUGCCUG